UUCUGCCCACACCGUCUCCAAACUGGUCAGCUAGGAAACCUUGUUCAUCUGGAGUUACUGCUCGAUAUUAGAGUAAAUUUUAACAGUGUGUGGGGCUUUUCUUUUUGGAUUGCUUUGCUGCAGCAUGCUGUUGGGGUUGCCAGCACUGCACGGCCUGUUGCAAAGGAGCCGACACAUUGCUCAGGGCUCGUUCAACUUGUGGGUCCCCUGACCUUGGAGAUCUGCAAUUUGUGGGGGUAUGUGUGAGCGCAGUUUCCGAGCACAGAUUAGCUGCUGCUGCGGCCCUUCGCCCUGCUCUCUGUGCUGUCCCUUCCUGCCAGGAAUUAAAGUCUCUUCUGGGUCCCGGCUGAUGUACACCCUGUAUCAUAUUGUCAGCUCCACUGGCUGCUGCCUCCUGCUCUCCAGGACAGUUGCAGAGUCAGUGAGAGAGAGAGUGCCUUUCUUCAGGUCUUUCUGUGAACAGUUGCAGCCAGGCUCAGACUGUGACAUGUUAAUUGGAUAUUCGGCGGUGUACAGAGUGUGUUUCGGCACAGCCUGCUUCUACCUGCUCCUCUGUGUGUUCCUCUUCAACGUCAAGUCCAGUCGGGAUUACAGAGCCCUGAUUCACAACGGGUUUUGGUUUGUGAAAUUCCUGAUGUUGGUCGGCAUCUCCGCUGCUGCCUUUUUUAUUCCCGAUGAGUCGUUUCUGCACGUUUGGCGAUACGUUGGCGUUACUGGGGCACUCUUGUUCAUUUUGAUGCAGCUCUCUCUCAUCAGUGUGUUUGCACAUUUCUGGAACAAGAACUGGAUGACAGGAGCUGCACAUGGGAAGUGGUGGAGUCUUGCUGUGCUGGCUGUGACCCUACUGUUCUAUGCUCUGGCAGUGACUGCGUUCUCGCUCAUGUACAAGUUCUACACCCACCCUGCAGGCUGCUUGGUCAACAAGGCCCUGCUCAUCUUGAACAUCAGUCUGUGUUUCCUGGUGUCACUGUUAUCCCGUAGUCAGUGUGUUCAGCAAAGGCAGCCCCACAGCAGUCUACUGCAGGCCUCCAUCAUCAGCUGCUAUGUCAUGUACCUGACAUUCUCUGCCCUGUCCAGCCGGCCCCCAGAGACAGUGCAAUAUCAGGGUCAGAACAUCAGUGUGUGCUCACCGAGUGUCAAUGAGAAUGGCGUUCAGGCCAAGGGCAGGCUCAUUGCCUUCUUUGGAGCUGCCGUCAUGUACUGCUGCGUGCUGUUUGCUUGCAACGAAGCCUCUUACCUGGCCAAGGUGUUUGGGCCAUCGUGGAUGGUCCGUGUUUACAGAUACGAGUUCAAGAAAGCAUCAUGUUGCUUCUGCUGUCUGGACGAGGAGUUGCCGAGCUGUGAGGUGGAGGUGACGGGAGGCCAGGAGGUGAUCCACGAUGAGAGGGACCGAGUCACAUACAGUUACUCCUCCUUCCACUUUGUGUUCUUCCUGGCCUCACUCUAUGUCAUGAUGACCCUGACCAACUGGUUCAACUAUGAGUCUGCGACGCUGGAGACAGUGUUUUCCCAGGGAAGCUGGUCCACGUUCUGGGUGAAGAGUUGUUCCUGUUGGCUCUGUCUGCUGCUGUACCUGCUGAUCCUCCUUGCCCCGCCGUGCUGUGUGGACAGUGAGAGACGGCGCGCGGUCCACGUGAAAUAGCUGCCUAUCAGGACUAGGGAACAUUCACUGCGACUGGGGACAGUCUCUGGGAUUGGGAAUACUCACAGGGAUUGAGAACGCUUUCCAUGAUUUGGUAUACUUGCCAGGAUUGGGAAUUCUCUGGGACUGGGAACUCUCUCUGUGAUUUUAGAAGCAACAGCGAACUGGAUGGAAUCUUCUAGAAGCCAAUCUUCUGCUUCCUUUCACAAACACUGAGGGUACAGCACACUAGUCUGAGAUGGUUUGCGCACAGGUUUUUGGAUUUUGUCUCCACAGGAUACGAUGGUCUUGUGACUCUGACAUCGCUCAGGAGAUUCCGAGAGUUCGAAUCCCACCAGGACAGACUCCAAGAUCAUACUGAAUACAUCUGGCCAUUUGUGAGCUGCCAGCAAGCAAACUGACCAGAAGAAUCUGCUGGAUCUCCUGCUGGUCCUAAAACCCAACCUGUUGAUUAAUAUCCUUUGGGGGAGGGGGCCCUGUUGUCCCACUGAUCUUUUCUGGUCCCACUCUCUGUGUGGCCGCUGAAACAACCCAACGAAUUCCUUUAAACAAGAAAGGGCAGGAGAUGGAGUAAAGAUGGAGAAACUGUUCAAUAGGACGAAGAACUGCAGCUGCCGAUGAUCUGAAACAAAAGCAGACAGUGCUGGAGAAGCUCAGCAAGUCGGACAGCAUCUGUGGAGAGAGAGGAACAGAGUUCGUGUUUCUGGUCUGGGCUGACCCUUGUUUAGAGACUGUUUCCAGUGACGAGAGGGAAGAGAAUUGAGAAAGAACCACAGGGAGAGAGGAGACUGGGAUCUGGAACGACAGGAACAUUCCGAAGGGAAUCAAAUAAAAACUGAAGGGAAGUGUGGCGAAAGAGCCGGGGACUGGCUAUUUACCCUAUCCAUGCCCCUCAUAAUUUUGUAAACCUCUAUAAGGUCACCCCUCAGCCUCCGAUGCUCCA
Molecule: messenger RNA, 2585 nt
Organism: Chiloscyllium plagiosum (whitespotted bambooshark)
Lineage: Eukaryota; Metazoa; Chordata; Chondrichthyes; Orectolobiformes; Hemiscylliidae
Gene: serinc4
Product: serine incorporator 4
Cellular component (GO): membrane
Source: RefSeq, a predicted model, not a curated record